Molecule: messenger RNA, 1841 nt
Organism: Laetiporus sulphureus 93-53
Lineage: Eukaryota; Fungi; Basidiomycota; Agaricomycetes; Polyporales; Laetiporaceae
Exons: 2
Coding region: 95-1597 (500 amino acids)
Molecular function (GO): protein binding
Source: RefSeq, a predicted model, not a curated record
UAGUGCGGUACGCCUAUCUCUGGCUUCACACUGAACGACUCUCUCUGGAGGUUGGCUCGCGGUGCACAGGAGCCCUAUAGUGCAAGGACUCGCUAUGGAUCAGAGUCACGGAACAACCAUCAAUGCUCCUGCACCCUUCAACAAGCAAAGCGCGGAUGUCAUUCUGCGCUCGUCAGAUAACGUGGACUUUCGCGUUCAUACCACAAUUAUGAGCGUCGCUUCACCUUUCUUCGAGACAAUGUUCGCCAUGCCACAACCGGAGGAACCUGCGGGCAGUGACGUACAUCCAGAAGCAGGCCUCCCACUCAUUCACAUGGAAGAAGACAGCGAGACGCUUGGGCGCUUGCUCCGCUUCUGCUACCCUGUCGAGGAUCCCGAUCUAGACAAAGUAGCGGAUCUGGGUCCUGUGUUAAAAGCUGCAGUCAAGUAUCAGAUGGAGGACCUGUUACCGAGGCUGAAGAAGAAACUCACAGUCAUCGCGCGCCGAGAUCCCCUCCGAGCAUACGUGCUCGCCUGCUCUCUCCGUCUUGAGCAGGAGGCAAGAGCAGCUGCGAUUGCGUAUCGCGAGACUUCGUCUCUCCAGAUUGACAGCUACGUUCCAGAGAUGGAUGAACUGACCACGGGAGAAUACUAUCGCCUCCUCCAGUUCUAUACACAGAGUGUAGAUGUCGCAUCUGCUCAUUUCUGCGUUACUCAUCAAACCACAUUGGAUGCUUCAUUGAGCUCCUCCGCUGUCGAGCAAGGUUGUCUCGUGGCGUACUUCCGGGAUCCGAAUGCAGAUGUCGUCCUACGCUCCUUAGAUGGGAUGGACUUCUAUGUUCACUUACCGAUACUCACUCUUGCCUCCCCCGUCAUUUCGAGAAUGCUUGAUCCCCUCCACCGUCCAAGCCGUCAAACUAUCUCUCUACCUGAAUCGACUGGAAUUCUGGCUAAACUGCUACAACUCUGUUACCCAGUUCCAGAACCCGAAUUUACGGAUUGGGAUGAACUAAUUGGAGUAUUGCAGUCCGCCAUCAAGUACGAUAUGAGGAGGGCUGUAGGAUGUUUGAAGAAAGAAUUGCUGAAGCGGAUCCCGGACAGCGGUCUUCCAGCCUACUUCACCGCCAUGCGUUUCGGUUGGGAGACGGAAGCUCAAGAAGCCGCACGCUACGCUCUAACCGAAGAUCGGGAUCAAUAUAUGACUCUAAUGGAAACCGUCAGCGCAGCGGUAUAUCGCCGCUUCCUGUUAUAUCGCAAGCAGUGCCGCGACACAGCUGCGCAAGUCUGGUCGUCCAUUGCCGGGAAUCUCUCUCCAGGCGACCGAGGCUCGAUCAAGCUGCCGCCCUACUGGAGCGAAACCGUGGAUCCAAUUCUGUCAAUUUCUACCAACGGAGGUACUUCUGUCAUUCUUCGCCUGGCAGACCUCUUUGGGGCCAAUAUGAUGGGUUCUCCAAAGCCCUCGUAUGACGUGCCAAACCAAACAUUGUUGCUAGCUGCCUUCAUUGAGAUUUUCGACCGAGAAGAUUACGGCGUUGAUGACUUCCAAGCUUUGCUGAGAAACAGUUGCAAGUUCGAACAAAUACUUCGUGUCGUAUACUCCCAGGUGGGUCACUGGUAGCGCUGUUCAUAAUUGCCUCUCUGAUUAGUCGGCCGUCGGCGUCAACAGAUUCGUCUUUGACUAUGCUCGAUACUUAUAUCUGACGGCCGUAACUUGUUAUACAUAAAUGUAGUGUGGUGUGGGAUAGACAUUGCACGACUAAAGGGAUGCUAGCAGCGGUGUAGGAUAUGCAUCACGCAUUAUCGCCGGACUAGUUAUAGGCAUAUAUAGAUAGUGCGUAGAUAGGCUGCAAGAGACUGGAUGC